This is a messenger RNA of Nematocida major, 2805 nucleotides long. RefSeq lists its product as uncharacterized. NCBI's taxonomy places the organism in Eukaryota, Fungi, Microsporidia. The record is from RefSeq and is a predicted model, not a curated record. The coding region runs from base 1 to 2805 and encodes 934 amino acids. The transcript has a single exon.
AUGGAUUUAUACUUUGGAAUUUUAUGGGCGCUGUUCGCAGCAGCCCGUCUUGCAGGGUGCGUAGAAAUAACAUGCAGAGACAUAAGAGCCUGCCAGAGGGCUGCAGUCGGCAGCGUGGGCGGAGAAGGAGUGCACUUGAACCCGAAGUGGGUUGGGCACCCUGCAUACAUAACCAAGCUAGGCGAGCUGGGGUAUGUGCGCAACAUGCGGGCAUACUCCUACGGAAUGGACACGGCGUUUGGCGUGGCGCCAGACCCGUUCGAAAAUGGGGCCGAGUGUCCUACGUGCGGGAGAAAGGCAAAGACGCCAGAAGAAGAGAAGUAUGUGUGCACGCGGGAGCCGCACAAGGACAGGGCGCACCUUCCAAUGGAUAUUAAGGGUGCAGUUGAGUUUGCACAGAGAGGAGAGUAUAGCGUGAAGUUCCACCGCACGCUGGCGCAGAUGUUUGGGCUGACCGCGAACGAGCAGCUGACAAUUGAAACCGGGCGGCCGCACUCCUUCACAGAGUUCCUCCGGGAGAGCUGCAGAACGCAAAAGGAGGCGCACUACGUGCUGGCAGCGCUGGUCCUGCUGAGCGAGGGCGUGGACGUGCCGAUUGAGACUUCUGGGAACAGAGUAAUUAUAAAAAAAAGAAAAGACAGCGAGGACGUGCUGGUGGAUGCCCGCAUGGGAAGGGCAGCUUUAGAUAGCGGGGAAGAACAGCUUUCCGAGGCUUGGCAGGUGGUAAACUUCUUCAAGCAGUACAGAGGCACUCACAAAACGCUGAGCACGCGCGAGGACUUUGAGAAGGGUGACUUUCUGGAGAGCCCGCAGCUUCUUAUUCUUACAUACGUAGGCGAGUACGUGAAAAACGCCAAGGAACUUAUGUCUGUGAUGGAGUGUGCGUUCACGCUUAUGGAGGGCAUGGAGCUGGCCAAAAGCAUGGAGGACCCGGACAGCGUGGUCAGCCGGCUGUUUGUGCCGGCACGCGGCCUUCCAGCGGCCGAGGCGCUGCUGGCGCCGCUUUUAAGCGCGCAGAAAGACAUAAAGCUUAUCCGGCUUUUCGAAGCGCUUCAAGGCUUGAACGGGAUGCUCGAGAGCGAAGAAAAGAAGCUGCACAGAAGAGAGUGGGUAGACUUUAAUGGGUGCAAAAGGAUAAAGCAAGAAAACGAGCAGCAAAACAUGCCCUGCGUCUGCGUUGGGGUGCUUUCGCUCUUUUUUCUCCUGGCAUACGACACAGAGAAGGGUAUGUACAACUUUGAGGCUUUGAUGGAGGGCGCAGAAGACACUGCAGAGGCAGCGCAGACCCAAGAGUUCAUCCUGAAGAUGGAGGCGCGCCUCGAGAAGCUUUCCGGCAGCGGCCCCAACAACUCUACGUGCACAAUGCUAGAGGCCUCAGAAGUCUGGAACCUGGCAGUUGUAGAGUUCGGGCGCGUGCUGGGCAGCGCGGAGCCGGGGCUGCUUGGCGCCAUGCGCGCGCUUGCGCAGAUAACAGGGCGGCCGCAGGCCGUGGUGGACGAGCUGGCGGCGUGCCAGAGCGCCUUGGCGCGCGCAGGGCAAGGAAACCUCGAUGCCGACGCGCAGGAGAAGGUUUUUGCGCUCCUGCGCUCGCUGGCUGUGGGUAGUAUUGACACAAUGUCCAUUGCGGAAAACCUGCACGACGUUACCGGGCUUUCCGGACACUCGAUUUCGAUGAUGCGCACACACAGCUUCCUGAAGGAAAUCCACAGCAUAAGUCUAUAUUUCAGCGGCGAGCACGUGACAAUAGUGGGAUGUUCGCUUAGAGACAAGUCUCUUUCCAUGAUAUUGGGGCCAGAAAUGAACCGGGUGUUCGAGCAGUACAAGCAGCACGAGCAGCAGGCGCCUUUCACAUGCCCUGUAUUUUCCGAGUACAUAAACAUGGCAAAAGUGCAUCUUGGGUACUCCUAUACGCCUUGCAAUGCGCAGAAAGAAAUGCAGAAGGCAAUGGAGGAAAUGGCAGAGCACGGCCCAGAUCAGCUCAACCGCGUGUUUCUGCUGCAGGGCUUUGCACGCCCGGAGUUCAAAAAAGACAUUGUUUCUGCGCUGCUUGCGCAUGCGCACCAGCACAAAGUUGCGCUGUGCGGCUCUCACCCAAUACCUCGGAUGGCCCGGAACAUCAUUGGAAGCACAGAUCUCAGCCAAAAGGCGGUGCAGGAGGACAUGCUGACGCUGCCUGCGCUUAUCGGCGCGCUGGAGACGCAGUAUCCGACAGUGCAGCUGUCGCACGGGCGGUAUGUGCACCUUCUGGACAUGAAUGGGGUUCCUACAUCGCAAACCCUGUACUUGAUAAACGAAGACUCCGUGUUUUCGAGCGAGCUGCUUAUGGACCACCUGCGGGGAUAUGCGAAGAAGGCAAAGCAGCCGCUGCUUGCGUGUCCGCGGGUGGCCAGGUUCUGGGGAGUCAACGAAAUUGAGUGCAGUUUGUUCUUGAAGAGCCCCGCGCGCGCCAUACAGGAGCUGACACAGCUGGCUCUGGAAGGGCAUUCGGGGGAGGGCCUGGAGAAGGCCCAGGGCACUGUCCGAACGCUUGUUUUUAUGUGGCUGAUGUGCCUGCUUUCCAUAAGCAGAAAGAUAUGCCACGAGGCUGCGCUGCAUGCAUACCAUGUUGUGGAGCUAGCCCAUUAUAGGGAGUAUGUGAAAGAGAUUUCGCUCCCGAACAUGUCCAUUCCGAACAGGGCACUGGCGUACGCAGGAUACAACGAGGAGAUGAAGGCUUUGCUUCUGGAAAGCGGCGGAAACGAGAAGUACUUGCUGCUGCUGGAAGCGCUUGGCGCGGUCUGCAGAGAGAGAAACCUGCUGUCCUGA